UUGUUGUGUAUUGUUAUUGUUUUUGUGUUAUUUCAUGCCACUCGUUAGGGUCUCUGCCCCUUUUUUGUGGUGUUUUUUAUCUUGGUCCCUCCCUCGGUCUUUUCCCUCCCUGUUGGGUAUAAAACAGAGAAAAGCGGGGGGGUGAUACUCACUCAGAUAGUCCUCCUGCAGGGACCAGCUGCAGAAAGAACGAGUCUGCUCCGUCUAUCGUGGACUUGUACCCAGCUGAUGGACGGAGGACUGACUGUGUCUCUUUGGUGRGAGGAGAUGGAGGACGACCAGAGUCAAGAGCAGAGGAAGAGCGAGGACCGAGUCCAGGGUCCUGGCAGGACCACCUCUCAGCUUCGGGCCGCCUGGGACCCCACGGUGUCGGGGCGCCGAGUCGUCCAGAGGCUGCUGCAGGUGGAGGAGCGGUACCUGCCCUCCGUUCUCUACAUCAGCCUGGUCCAGCGGGACCCGGGACACCGAGAGGAGCUCACCAAAUGGGCCCUGGAGGUGUGCUGCGAAUGCGGCUGUGACGAGGCCGUCUUCCCCCUGUCCGUCUCUCUGAUGGACAGGUUCCUGUCCGCCUCUCUGACCCUGUCGGUCUCACCYUACCGCCUGGCCGCCGGCUGCAUCCUGAUCGCCUCGAAGCUCACGGAGAGUGACGCUGUCCCGGCCGACGCUCUCUGUGCAGCAGCCGAGUACAGCUUCCACAGCUCAGAGCUGAGGGAAAUGGAGCGCGUCGUCCUCGCCACACUCCGGUGGGACACAGCAGCAGUGACCCCCCAGGACUUCCUUCCACACUUUCUUGCUUCCGUGGAGGAGCGGGGAGACUCGGAGCGGGAGCUGCUGUCCACCCUGCGGAGGCACAGCGACACGCUGGCUGCCAUGUGCAUCUGUGACGCUCGUUUUCUGGGCACCCCGCCCUCGGUGGUUGCUGCAGCGUCACUGGACUGUGCCCUGAGAGGCCUGGGCAACAAGGGGUCCUCUCAGCUGGCUGUCGUGGGUGAAACACUGGCAGAGCUGUGCCAGACGGAUCCGGCAGUGCUGCAGUGUUACAGUGAGAUGAUCGAGUUUGCCCUCCGACAACGGCUGAGGGGUGAGAUGCAGCGGGGUCCCACKGAGAAAGAUGAAGAGGUGGAAAACGAGAGGGCUGGAACACCAACUGACAUGAGAGAGAUUGAUUUUUGAACCAUAGAAACUGCAAAGAAACUUUAAAUCAAACAGAACCCUUUGAGUUCAUCAGUCAAACUGAUAUAAAUUCACUAUAUGCUCUAUUAUAAUUUUUAUUGAUUGUUAAUUUAUUUUUUGUCUUAUUUAUUUGUGAAAGCUGCCUGUACCAUGUGUUAUACUUGAGUAUGUUUUGGUGUGAAUUUGUGUUGUAGGACUGGAAGUUAUUUAGACGCACAAUAUUUAUACAUUUAUUUAUGAUAACGUGCAAUUAAUGUUAAUUUUUAUAAUUUAUUUCAAUUUUCAUAAUGUGUUUUAAUUGAACUGAUUUAAAUAUACAUAAAAUAUAUUUUUCAACUUUUGUACACGUUUGUGCCUGUUUUCCUUUUCCUUAGAGAAAAUGAUUUAUCAGAAAAUUUUUAUCGAUUUAUUUCUCUCUCUCUCU
This is a messenger RNA of Austrofundulus limnaeus, 1597 nucleotides long. It is a transcript of the gene ccndx, whose product is annotated as cyclin Dx. The transcript has 4 exons. The record is from RefSeq and is a predicted model, not a curated record. The coding region runs from base 229 to 1173 and encodes 314 amino acids. Lineage: Eukaryota; Metazoa; Chordata; Actinopteri; Cyprinodontiformes; Rivulidae.